GGAAGACCCUUGGGGCUUGGUUCCCUCCUUAUCUUGCUGGAUUUCAACCUUGAUUCUUCCACGCCUUUUGGGAACAGGGUGGUGCGGUGUCGCCAGGCGAUCUCGCUGCGAUUGGACACUCUUCCUGGCGUCGUACAUAUACGCGCAGGCAGAGCAGAUUCUCCAAGACUUCUCUCAAAGCUCGCCCUUUCUCUAGGACUCUGGCUUCCAAUCCCUUCACUAUGGCAGCUACGACUUUCCUGGCCCAAAGGGCUGGAGCAUUAAUUGUUGUACUGAUCAGUACAGCUAUGGUGUCUGCCCAAACUGAUAGUAGCUGGGUUCUCAGCUCCAAGUUUCUUUCCGUAAGUGCUUUCCAUGCUACGGGAAUGCUGCCAUCCCUUCCGUAAUGUUGUUCUUUCUGACUCUGUUCCACAAUUCAGAACUGCUCGGCAUUCUAUGAUGACAACGUCCUCCAAAGAAGCGACUUUGGAGAAGGCUUCAUCUUUGGCGUAGCGACAAGCGCCACUCAGGUCGAGGGAGCGCCGCUGGAGGGAGGUCGAGGGCCCAGCAUUUGGGACGUGUUCGCUGCAGUUCCGGGAAAUAUCGCGGAUUCUUCGCUACCCAACGUUACAACCGAUCAAUACCACAAAUACCUGGAGGACAUUAAUAUAAUGAAAGAACUGGGCGUCACGUCCUACCGCUUAUCGCUCUCGUGGUCCAGGAUCUUGCCAGGAGGCAUCGGUGAGGUCAAUGAGGAAGGUGUGAACCAUUACAAAGCUGUUAUUGCGGCACUCAAGGCAGCAGGCAUUGAGCCGGCAGUGACUCUGUACCACUGGGACCUGCCCGAGUAUCUUCACGUGAACUGGGGUGGUUGGCUAAAUGCUUCUAUAGUGUAAGAUUUUUUUUCAGAUGCAUCGCAGGCAUUCAAAAGAUUGGUUUUGCUUCAUGUGAGCAAUGAGCAGCGAGGCGUUCACAAACUAUGCGGAAGUUUGCUUUGAGGCGUUUGGUGAUGACGUCAAGACGUGGGUCACUUUCAACGAACCCAUGGAAACUUCGAUUCAGGGGUAUGGGACAGGAGGAAUGGCCCCAGGAAGAUGCUCUGACAGAGAAAAGUGCCAAGAAGGAGAUUCUGCGGUGGAGUCAUACCUUGUUGCUCAUAAUAUUCUGAGGUCUCACGCUUCUGCUGUUGCGUCUUACAGAGCCAACCACCAGAAGCAGCAGCAAGGCCGCGUUGGCAUCACACUUGACUCGCAGUUUUACUUCCCUGUUGAUCAGUCAGAGGAGAACACUACAGCAGCAAACCGAGCUCUUGAGUUCUCAUAUGGAUGGUUCGCUGACCCGGUUUACUAUGGAGACUACCCACAGUCCAUGAGAACUCUCGUUGGUGACCGGCUACCACAGUUCUCAGCUGCCGAAAGGCAACAGCUCAUUGGUUCGGCAGACUUCUUUGGGCUCAACUUCUACACUGCGUUGUAUGUAUGGCAAGGUUCUGCCACCUCUCCUGGGACAGCUUGGAGUGACAGCCAAGUGGUGACGUCAAGCAUCAACCCCCUGACUGGUCAAGAAAUUGGUGCAUCAACUGGCUCAUUUUGGCUGAAGGUGGUUCCCGAAGGCAUGUAUGGAAUGUUGAUGUGGAUCACAAAGCGUUACAACGGGUUUCCGAUUAUGAUCACUGAGAACGGCUCGAGUGAUGUCAAUGACCCUGCAAUUCCGCUGGAGACUGCUCUUUGUGACAACCAGCGCCUCAACUUCUACAGGGACUACCUCAGCAACGUCCUCAAGGCCAAAGGGGAUGGAGCAAAUGUUCAGGGGUACUAUGCGUGGUCUCUACUGGACAAUUGGGAAUGGGCCCGUGGCUUCUUGGAGCGAUUCGGCAUUGUCUUUGUAGACUACUCUAAUCCAUAUCUUCCCCGGUAUCCCAAGGCAUCAGCGUUUUGGUGGCAGAAAUUUCUUAACACUUGAGCCAAGCCCUAGAAUGGAAGCCUGGAAGUCUCUGGAAGAGCUUCUACCCUGUUGACUAGUUGAUCCUAGUGACGUGUGCCGAUUUGUAUUGCCAGUGUUGCAAUAAGGACGCCCAUUUAAUGUAGACA
Closterium sp. NIES-67 is the source of this 2069-nucleotide messenger RNA. Lineage: Eukaryota; Viridiplantae; Streptophyta; Zygnematophyceae; Desmidiales; Closteriaceae. The record is from the annotation of a GenBank genome assembly.